Funneliformis caledonium is the source of this 329-nucleotide messenger RNA. Lineage: Eukaryota; Fungi; Glomeromycota; Glomeromycetes; Glomerales; Glomeraceae. The record is from the annotation of a GenBank genome assembly.
CUGAUGACGCUGGAGCUUUUCAGUUUCAUGUUAUUAUCGACGGACGUUCGCAUCCCACUAAUUCUCUGAUUUGCAACGAAAUGAUGGCCUGGAAAGGCCCUGCUAUUAUGAUAUACAAUAAUGCAAUUUUCAAGAUAAACGAUUUUGAUUCGCUUAUGCAGAUACGUGUUAGUAGAAAACAAGGCGAUGAUACAAUAAUUGAGAAACAUAAGUUAGGUUUAAUCCUGUGUUACUACUUUACCAAUGUUCUGAGUUUUAUAAGUAAUUCUAUUGCGUUCUUGAAUCCUCAUGAGAAGUUCUUGACAAGAAGACAUGGUAAAAUUCAAUAA